AUGUCAUUUGGAGAAAUUGCGUCCAAUACAUAUGCUUGUGGAGUACAGUACUGGAUAUCUCCCACUGCCGCAGAUUAUUGUCAAGACUCUGAGUAUGGGCACACAUGGGAUGGAGAAGCCUCAGAACAUUUUGAUUGCAAACGCACAGAAUCCGAACACCAAGUGUCUCAGAGGAUAAACCGAACCUUGGAGAGCUAUUUUUGCAGCAAUUUAAUUGCAAUCAAUGUAAAUGCCGCCGAUAGUGCUCUCGAUGUCCACGCAUUCGAUAUCAAAGUGAGUGGACUGUCUCCCGUAGACUACCGAGGAGAGCUUCCGGUAGAUUGCACCCCUCGAAUGUGGCUGUCAACCGAAGAAGGAGCGAGUGGGAAUCUAACAUUUAGGCAUCCUCCGCGCUCAUAUCUUUCACCUUGGGAGCUUUGUCGGGGGUCUCACAUCGAAGUGGAAGCGAAAUUAGUUACCAGAAAGCUGAUUACGUCCUUGAUUUGGAGAGAUAUCAUCCUUAGUUCAGACCCGACGUACAAGAAUGUACCGCUGUUCCCAUUAUGUGAGCCGGUGGACUUGCUGGUUAAACAAGUUCAAGUUUACCUGUGCCUUUUCAGCCGAGCUUUCCACACGACCCAUCACACCCAACAGCAAGCUCCCUAUGACAGUCUCGAAGAUGAUGCCAACAUAUGCGAUUACAUUGAAGACUACCGGUCGGGGUCGGUACUUGACGUAGUCGGCUCCGUCGGCGGUCUCUUUGCAUUGCUUCAGACUACCCACGUAUUCUUGCUUGGAAGACCAUUGCUAUGGGGUCUCACAGGUCAGUGUGAUUCCCGGCCGUUAAAACGUGUCUCUAUUGACAAGAAGGAUUCAGGUGCCAAGCUCAUCACUCCAUUUGGGUUCCUUGGUACACUCGGCUCCAAGGGAUUUGAGCAACAAUUGAAGGAUCAGUACCAAACUAAACCGACGAAUGAUGACAGGGACACCAUUCGCAUCGCAUCGUUCCUUCGCGACUUUGUGCUUGACUUUGGUCCCGCGAUGCCGGAAGCGAGAUCAAGAUCGUUUUUCAAGGGCUCGCCACGAACACCAAGAAAUUGGAUGUCUCCGGCUAUUGCAACUGACUAUAUAGACUUGUCUGGGUCUACGAUGUGA
Messenger RNA from Rhizoctonia solani, 1134 nucleotides. RefSeq lists its product as uncharacterized. Lineage: Eukaryota; Fungi; Basidiomycota; Agaricomycetes; Cantharellales; Ceratobasidiaceae. The transcript is spliced from 5 exons. The record is from RefSeq and is a predicted model, not a curated record. The coding region runs from base 1 to 1134 and encodes 377 amino acids.